UGUUAGUACUCAAUAGAAACGAGAAAUUGGAGUUUUCUACAAAAAGUAAUAAUAAUGUAACACAAUAAAUAUUAUUCUGUUUUAUCUGUAAUCGUAAGUAUAUUUUAUUAUUUUGAGCUGUCUGUUGGCAACAAUUAAUCAUUUUUUUAGUAUACAUAGGUCUAUGGGUUAGAGGCCUAUAAACUUUGUUUACAAGUCUAUCGCUGUAAAGGGGUCAACGGGUCAUGGGAGAAAAGAUUAUUUUAUUAAAAUAUAAAUUAAUAAACUAUAAUAAAUCAUAAUAAUUGAGAUGUACUUAGAACUAUUAGGCAAUAAAUAGGUAGUGAGUAGUGCGCAGUGACCACAAACCAAUAACUGUCCGCAUGAGUGCAUGUGAGUCGCUGAUUAUUUGGGUUUCAUAGCUUUUGAAAAGUUUUGAACGAAUCGCAUUAUUAUUUCUCCUUCCAAUGUUUUGUGAUAUAGGUACCUUUUAUCCGUUACCGUUCCGUUUUAAAUAAUUUAAAUUAUUAUUACCAUUCAAAAAAUUUAGAUAUUAAAUUCAAAAGAUAAUAAUUGGUCUCUGUUUAACAAUAAUAUUAUAAUAUUUAUAAUGGAAGAACAUUGUAAAUCGCUCGCUCUGCAGUACGAUUUAUUCAUUAACAAUACAAUAAAAUUGUUGGAUACAGCAAUUGAAAGAGGUAAGUCGUGUACUUAAAAAUAUAUAUAUAUAUAUAUAUACUUUGAUUAGACUAUGGAAGGUUAUGUGUUUAGCAUGUUUGUUUGUAUGCAGAUACUAUUUUUGUUUUUUUAGAUAACUUAAAAAUAGUAUAUAAUAAAUUAUAAUCAAAUAUUUAAAAAAACAUUUUUACCAUACAUGAUAUGAUUUUAUUUAGUCCGUCCCCCUCCUUGUAUGUAUGUUUAUUCAUAGAAUCUAAGUCAAUGGAACAUUUCAACAAAUGAUGUGUCACAAUUUGGUGUGAUCUAGGGGCUAAUAUUUUUUUUUUACCUGGUCGUGAUGGGCACCAAAUUAAUCCUUAUGAAUAAAAACUGGGCAUUAAUACAAUAUAGCAUAUGCAGUGGUCAUUUUUAGAUACGUUUUUAUACCCCUAAAAAUUUCAUUUUUCUUUUACUAUUUAAAGUUGAAAAAAAAUAGGCUUUUAGUCAUGUAAUAGCAAUAACUACAAAUUGAAUUGAAAUUUUAGUCCUUGUCUAUUUACAAUUUUUAGAAUUUUGUGUAAUAAAAUAAAAUUGUUCUUUAAGACUUAAGUAGAUUGUUUGAAUAUAGUCUUGUUAAAAUAGUAUUAUUCAUUAAAUUGUUUAAUUAAUAUCAGUAAAUAUUAUUUAUAUGUUAAAAUGUAUGAUGUAUUUAGAUUAUAUAGUGAAAUUGAAGACCAUCGAUGAAUUAGCAUGUAAAAUCCAUAAUGGAGAAGAUGAUAAAACAACUAUUAAGAAAACUCUAGAAGCUGUUCAAGAUGAAUGUACAAAGUUAUCUUUUAAAAUCAAAACUUCUGCUCGUUUGCUGGAUGAAGCUCAAGUAGAAAAAGAAAACAUUUUAGUUGAAAAUAAAACAUUGGUAAAUUAAACAAAUAGUGUAUUAGUUAAUGACUUAUGUCAGCAUUACUUAAUUACCAACUAUUAAACACUAACUAGCUUAACCUUAUUUUAUAUUUAUUUGAUAUAAAAGUUUUGUUUUUUUUCUAGAAAUCUCAAUUGGAACAAUUAUACAGUUUAUUUAAAAAACCUGAUACUACAGAAACAUCUCAAACAUGCCACUCUCACUGCUUUGAAUAUGCACAACCAAAUGAAAAGAAAACUCUUAAUAAUACUGGUAAAUUAAUUAAUUGUAAACCCUAAAAUAUAUCUAUUGAAUAUAAUCUAACUAUUAACUAAUCUAUUUUAUUUAUAAUAAUUAUUUCCAAAAAGAAUUUAUUAAAAAAAAUUGUAAUGUUCAAUAGAUUAAGUACUAACAAUUAUGAACUUAAUUAUAUUUUAUAGAUGCUUUGUUAUCAGAUCUGAGUUAUAGUUUUUCUGAAGACAGUUCUUAUUGCAAUUUGACAAAGAAUUCAAAACCUAAAUAUGCAACAGUAAAAAAGUGUUCAACAAAUAAUGUUCCAACAAAUAUAAAGAGUAAAUCAUGUGAGGUAGGUGCUUUUACCUAAAUGUUGUGCCCUUUUUUAAAUUUUUUGAAAGUAAGAUAUUUAAACAUUUUAAUUUUUAAAUGUUUAGUACAUUUUUUUGGAUUGUAAUUUUAGCCAAAUAACUUAAUUGAGGUGUACUUUUUUUUCAUAUGAAAAACAUUUUUGAUUAAUAAAAAUACUUUAUACCGUGCCUACUCUAAAAUAUAUAGAAUUUUAAUCUCAUUGUACUUUAUCAUAAUUGUUAAACAUUUCAACAGUUCACGUCACCUCCUUUUCUCCCGGUCCUUUUUUGGUUUUUAUCAAUAUUCGAAUUACUUUAAUAAGGAAAAAAAACACUUUUAAUAAUUUUGCUCACAAUUGUUUUUCGUUUGGGAUAAUUAUACUUGAAUACCCAUGGUAAAAAGUACAUCUAGCUCUUUUUCAGUACUAUAGUAUAUAUAUAUAAUUUUAGUAUAUUAUUGCUUUAUUUUAGAUUAAAAAUGUAAAGGGUGAAUGUGGACAAAUUAUUGCUACAACUACUGUAACUGUGGAUUUAGAUGGCAUUAAUGCUAAAUCAAUCAUAAAAAAUCAAGCAGUUUCAACAUCAUCAAAACCUCAGUCAAUAUCAUCAAGUUGGUCAAUAAUUUUUAAUUUUUUUAUGACAAAAGUAAAUCAACUUUUUUUUAGGUUCUACCGAUUCAUUAUCUUCCAAUGAGUUAGACAAACAUAUAAAACAUUCAAACUGUAAUAAAUUAGAUAAAAAUAUUGAAAAAAUACAUGAUUUUGUUCAAAAAAUUGUUGUUAUUCCUGAAAUAUGUGGACAGUGUCAUAAGAAGUUUGUGAAUAAAAUGUCUUUGUUAUAAUAAAUUGAUUUAAUUAUGUAUAAUAUAAUUUUUUCAGAGUAAAAUUUAAUAAUUAUAUGGUCAAAUGUCUAGACUGUAAAAUUGUUGCCCAUUUGGAAUGCAAGGAUCUCUUAUCUGAUAUGUGUACAUUAGAUCCAAAUAUAAUUUUUGCUUUGAAUGUCAGUAAUCUAAUAUUUAUUUAUUUUUUAUUGCUUUAAAUCAUUUAAAAUAAUUACUAUCUUCCAAAUAGUGUGGUAUUCCUCCUUUGAUAGUUUAUUGUGUCAACGAGAUUGAAAAAAGAGGUUUGGAUAUAAAUGAUUUAUAUAGGGCAUCCGGUUCUGAUGAAGAAGUUAAAAAAUUAAUAAAUCAAUUUCAUAAAGUUGUUCCUAAAUUAAGCAAUGUUGACAUUCAUGUAAUAUGUGACUGUCUUAAAAACUUCAUUCGUAUGCAGCUAAAUCUAAUUUCUCAAAGCGAUUUUUCAAAGUUAGCUGAUGCUUUGAAAAAGGAUAAUGGAUCACUUAGUGAAGGUGUUAUUGAAUUGCCUCCCAUUAAUCGCAAAAUACUUGCAUUUCUUAUUCUUCAUUUGCAAAAGUAUAUAUUAAUGUAAAUAUUUUAUUAGUAAAAAACAAAAUUAAUUAUUUUCAUUUGUUUUUAUAGUGUUAUCAAUUCUCCGCAGUGCUGCACGGAUUAUAACAGUUUAGCUAUAGUUUUUGGACCUAUUAUUGUUGAUCUUUCAAGUCCUAUUUGCAUAAAUGAUUUACAUAUUGAGACUGAAAUAAUUUUUAAAGUAAGUUUUACAGUUAAAAUUUACAAUUUAUAUUAAAUAUAAACAAUUUAUAUUAAAUAUAAACAAUUUUUUUUUUAGGUUUUAAUGGAAUUGCUUAAAUUACCCAGAAGUUUUUGGAAUAAUAUGUUGAAAAUUGAUACUAUAGCUUCAGAUGAACUAUUACACAGUACCCCAUCCCGAAAACAAUAUAAAAAACAACCACCAGCACUUCGUUUUUUUUCUUCUGGGUAAAUAUAUAUUUAUUCAUUACAUUUUUUUUUAUUUUAUGAUAUUUACGUAUUUAUUAUAUUUAGAUCAAAGAAACGAAUACUAGACUUGCCAAAAAAAAAAGAAUUAAGAAAGGUUGAAUUUGAAAAAAAAUUUGAAUUUAGUGAUUAAUUCAUCAAUUUGUAAUAUGUAAAUCAAUUUAAUGUCUUUUCAUAUUAAGUUUUUUUGUUUUAAUAAUAUUGAGUUAAAGGUAAAUAUAUAUUUUUUUUUAUAACUAGACUAUAGAAGUUUAUAGUAAAGAAGUUAAAUUUGUAUUAAUAUGCUUAUCUUUUUUUCCUUUUUUUUAGAUUUAUAAACAAAUAUUAAUUUUGUAGUAAAGAUUAUGUUCAUUUUUUUUUUCACAAAUAAACAUCAACAAGUCUGUAUAUUUAACUUGUUAACUAAUAUAAUAAUAAAUAAGAUACUAUUACACUCAAUUAUCACAUUAUCUACAUAAAUAUAUGAGAUUUAACUUUUGCAGUUGACCCAUUUUAAUUCGUUUUUAAUAUCUAUACAUUUUUCAAAAUCAAAAAAUAAAAUAUACAUACAUAUAAAUAUUUAGAAAUAUUUGAUUUUUUUUAGAAAUAUUUUAUAUUAUUAUUAUUAUUAUUAUUUAUUAUUAUUUUAUAAAUUUGGCAUUUAUAAUUUCAAGAAAAACUAAAUGAAAAUGUAGCAUUACAACAAUAGUGUUCAGUACUUAAUUUUUUAUGUUUUAACACAGCAAAAAUAGGUUACCAAAUUAUUAUACUGCCUGAGAUAUUAUAUUAAUUGGUAAAAGAUUUGAAAUGUGUACAUUCUUAUAUAAAUUUAAUUUUUAAUUAUUGAUUAUUUUAACAAGACUUACCAUCACAAUAUGAUAUUUUAUUUAUUAUACUUUUCAUUCAAUUAAACAGAUGGAUGUUUUAUACAUUUACAUUUAAAAAUCUCCUUUACUAUAUAAUAAAACACAAUAUAUGUUUUAAGUUUAUAUAGAAAAAAAGUAGAAUUUAUUUAAUUCUACGAAAUGUUAAAUUCAAUCUAAUAUUAGUUGCUUUCUUUUGUUUAGGAACUGAAUGAAACCAAUAUACAUUUGUUGGCCAAUUCAUCAUUAAAAGACUGCCAUGGUGUAAAUCUAAUAUUUUUAGUUCCACAUGUCUUAUUUUUUUACGGACAUCUGUAUGUUUUAACACAAAUUUUCUUGUUUGUCCUAAGGACACAGAAGCAAUUGGUACCAUUUUAUCCAAUUCUGAUUCAUUGUCUCUGUGCUCACUUAUGUGAUCUUCACCAUUUCUGUACCUUUAAACACUCAAUAUUGUAAACUGGCUAUCCAAUGACCAUAAUAUACUGUUUUGCACUUACCUGUUCACUAAAACAAAAUUGUAAUCCACACCUCGAGCGGAACAUAUUUUGUUUUUCAAUUCCAGUAGUGGUGUCGGCCAUGGUUGGGCCGAGACGACUGUACCCGAAAACUUAUAUAAUACGCCCUCGUCUCCAAACGCUACUUGUUGUCUGGGUAUAGGAUAGUACUGUCCAAAUACUUUUACUUGAGUCAAUCGACUGUCUAGGUAAUUGAUGUUGUUUUCCAUAUACUCCAUUAGUGAAUUGCCCUCAGUGGCAGUUAGAAAUUUAUUGCAAUAGUCCAAAUCUAAAUUUUCUGCUACAAUUUUUUCCCAUUCCGGUUCCAAUUUAUUUUUCAUUAACUUUUCGUACAGACUAACCAUAAUUAAUUAUAAUAUUAGCACUGGAUACGGAAUAGAGCCCUGCACAGGUAAUAAUAAGUACAAAUAUCUAAUACCAAUCAUCAAUGUAAGUUUUAAAAUAAUAUUAUAAUUAUAAUUCUACCGAAAACUGUUAUUAAUUUAUAAUUUUAUAGCACAGUAAUUCUAAUCUUUGUGAUUCUAAUAAAC
Molecule: messenger RNA, 5857 nt
Organism: Cinara cedri
Lineage: Eukaryota; Metazoa; Arthropoda; Insecta; Hemiptera; Aphididae
Source: the annotation of a GenBank genome assembly